This is a messenger RNA of Callorhinus ursinus (northern fur seal), 2805 nucleotides long. The record is from RefSeq and is a predicted model, not a curated record. NCBI's taxonomy places the organism in Eukaryota, Metazoa, Chordata, Mammalia, Carnivora, Otariidae.
GGGGGCGGCCGGAGGAUGCGGCGCGGAGCUGCGCUCGCUACGUCCGCAGCUGCUGCCCGGCUCGGGCCUGAGCGCGGAGCAGCGUCCCAAGUGAUGGUGGUUUACACGGAGGACAAGCUGAGCCCUGCACACCUGGUUAGCACGGCGGAGCCCGGAGCUGCACCUGCUGGCUGGUGGGUGUGAACCAAGGGAUCUCAGCGUCUCAAGCCAAGAGGAAGCAUGUCUAAGAAGAGCCGGAACAAGGGCGAGAGGCCCGAGAUGGAGGCUGAUGCCGUGCAAAUGGCUAACGAGGAGCUGCGGGCCAAGCUGACGAGCAUUCAGAUCGAGUUCCAGCAGGAAAAGAGCAAGGUGGGCAAACUGCGCGAGCGGCUGCAGGAGGCCAAGCUGGAGCGGGAGCAGGAACAGCGGCGGCACACGGCCUACAUCUCAGAGCUCAGGGCCAAGCUGCAUGAGGAGAAGACCAAGGAGCUGCAGGCACUGCGCGAGGUGCUCAUCCGGCAGCACGAGCAGGAGGCGGCGCGCACGGCCAAGAUCAAGGAGGGCGAGCUGCAGCGGCUGCAGGCCACGCUGAAUGUGCUGCGGGACGGCGCGGCCGACAAGGUCAAGACGGCGCUGCUGGCCGAGGCGCGAGAGGAGGCGCGCAGGACCUUUGAUGGCGAGCGCCUACGGCUGCAGCAGGAAAUCCUGGAGCUCAAGGCUGCACGCAAGCAGGCCGAGGAGGCGCUCAGCAACUGCAUGCAGGCCGACAAGACCAAGGCGGCGGACCUGCGCGCUGCCUACCAGGCACACCAGGACGAGGUGCACCGCAUCAAGCGUGAAUGCGAGCGUGACAUCCGCAGGCUGAUGGAUGAGAUCAGAGGAAAGGACCGUGUGAUUCUGGCCUUGGAGAAGGAACUUGGGGUUCAGACAGGUCAGACCCAGAAGCUGCUUCUUCAGAAGGAGGCUUUGGAUGAGCAGUUGGUUCAGGUCAAAGAGGCAGAACGGUACCACAGUAGCCCAAAGAGAGAGCUCCCGCCUGGGAUAGGGGACAUGGCAGAGCUCAUGGGCGUCCAGGAUCAGCAUAUGGACGAGAGAGAUGUGCGGCGAUUCCAGCUAAAAAUUGCCGAGCUGAACUCGGUGAUACGGAAGCUGGAGGACAGAAAUACCCUUCUGGCAGACGAGAGGAGCGAACUGCUGAAACGUUCCCGGGAGACCGAGGUCCAGCUGAAGCCCCUUGUGGAGAAGAACAAGCGAAUGAACAAGAAGAAUGAGGAUUUGCUGCAGAGCAUCCAGAGGAUGGAGGAGAAAAUCAAGAACCUCACGAGGGAAAAUGUGGAAAUGAAAGAAAAGCUGUCCGCGCAGGCGUCUCUGAAGCGACACACUUCCUUGAAUGACCUCAGCCUGACCAGGGACGAGCAGGAGAUCGAGUUCCUGCGGCUGCAGGUGCUGGAGCAGCAGCAUGUCAUCGACGACCUCUCACUGGAGAGGGAACGGCUCCUGCGCUCCAAAAGACAUCGCGGGAAAAGUCUGAAGCCCCCCAAGAAGCAUGUUGUGGAGACAUUUUUUGGAUUUGAUGAGGAAUCCGUGGACUCAGAGACAUUGUCAGAAACAUCCUGCAACACAGACAGGACGGACAGGGCCCCAGCCACGCCGGAGGAAGACUUGGACGAUACAACAACCAGGGAGGAGGCCGACCUGAGGUUCUGUCAGCUGACCAGGGAGUACCAGGCCCUGCAGCGGGCCUAUGCCCUGCUUCAGGAGCAGGUCGGGGGGACGCUGGAUGCCGAGAGAGAGGCCCGGACUCGGGAACAGCUCCAAGCUGACCUGCUGAGGUGUCAGGCCAAAAUCGAAGACUUGGAGAAGUUACUGGUUGAGAAGGGACAGGAUUCCAAGUGGGUUGAAGAGAAGCAGCUGCUCAUCAGAACAAACCAAGACUUGCUGGAAAAGAUUUACAGACUGGAAAUGGAAGAGAGCCAGCUGAAGAACGAAAUGCAAGAUGCGAAGGACCAGAACGAGCUGCUAGAGUUCCGAGUGCUGGAGCUCGAAGAGAGAGAGCGGAGGUCGCCAGCCUUUAACCUCCAAAUCACCACCUUCCCCGAGAACAACAGCAGCGCUCUCCAGCUGUUCUGUCACCAGGAAGGAGUUAAGGAUGUGAAUGUUUCUGAACUUAUGAAGAAGCUAGAUAUCCUUGGCGAUAACGGGGUAACUAUGCCGAAUUUGAGAAACGAAGAACAGGUUGCAAUAAUCCAAGCUGGAACUGUGCUUGCCCUGUGUGAAAAGUGGCUGAAGCAAAUAGAGGGAACUGAGGCAGCCCUGACCCAGAAGAUGCUGGACCUGGAGAGGGAAAAGGACCUGUUCAGCAGGCAGAAGGGCUACCUGGAGGAGGAGCUAGACUACAGGAAGGAAGCCCUCGACCAGGCGUACCUGAAAAUCCAGGAGCUGGAGGCCACGCUGUACAACGCGCUGCAGCAGGAGCCCGGGCGGAGGGCCAGCGAGGCGCUGAGCGAGGGCCAACGGGAGGACCUGCGGGCCGCCGUGGAGAAGCUGCGCCGGCAGAUCCUGAGACAGAGCCGGGAGUCCGACAGCCAGGUCCUGCGGGAGCGCAUGGAGCUGCUGCAGCAGGCCCAGCAGAGAAUCCGAGAAUUGGAGGCUAAGCUGGAGAUCCAGAAGAGACAUCUGAAGGAGCUUGAGGAAAAGCAUUCAUUCUGUGGCCUUGAAGACUUCACUAAGCAAAGAAUUCGGGAUAGAAAAAGAGCUUAUGGAAUAAAUUGAGUCCCUACGGCAGCCCCAACCCCACUCAAACCAAAAUUCAACAGCAAAACAAGC